GCGAAUAUCAUAUUUGGUUUUGACACAUGACAUAAACUAUGGAAUUAAUAUUUGAGUUCAUGGGAAUGUCACAAAAUUCUAGUCAUGUCGGAUGAUGAAGUUUAUAGCGUUCCUCCACUCCCACCUCGCUACCGUUUUAGGGAUGUAAUAUGGGGGGAUUCCGGACACGCGGAUGACAGGGUACAUGUAGAGUUUUUUACCAAUGAAAAGUCAGUAAAAGAACGAUUACAGCUUUAUUUUAUAAAGAACCAGAGAUCUAGUCUUCGUAUCCGAACCUUCAAUUUGAUAAUAAAACUAUUAACAUGUAUAUUAUAUGUGGUUCGUGUUUCUAUGGACAAUUCCUACAUCUGUGCUUCUGGUCAAAGAGUGUGUACAAAUGGAACUAUUCAUCGCAAGAUGGAUCCGGUGGAUUUUCAUGACAGUCCUCAAAUUAAUUGGGAUGCUAUAUUGUGGGUGGAACGUCAUUUUGUUGUCUGGAUUUGCCAAGUGACAGUCGCUAUCAUCAGUCUUGCAGAAACAUUUUUAGUUCAGUAUUUAAGCUAUAAGGGAAAUAUCCUACAACAAAUUAUUUCAAUAGAAUUUUUAGUGGAACUAAUUACAACGGUUCCAGUUAUAUUUACUAUUUUUGAACCAUUAAGGAAUCUUUUUAUACCAGUAUUCUUAAAUUGUUGGCUGGCCAAACAAUCCAUGCAGAAAAUAUUUAGUGAUUUACAUCGUGUAAUGCAGAAAAAUCAGUCAGCUUUAGCUCAACAACUACUUAUACUCUGUGCUACUUUAUUGUGCCUUGUUUUUAUUAGUGCCUGUGGUAUACAACAUCUUCAGAGAGGAGGUAAUCAUCAUUUUGGUGUAUUUGAAUCUAUCUGGUUAGUAGUGGUAACCCUGUCAACAGUGGGUUAUGGUGAUGUUUAUCCUGACAUCUGGCCCAGUCAACUCUUCAUGUUGUUUAUGAUCUGCUGUGCUUUGGUCAUACUUCCCACACAGUUUGAACAGUUAGCAUGUACAUGGCUAGAAAGACAGAAACUAGGUGGUACAUACAGCAGUCAUCGUGCUCAAACAGAGAAACAUGUUAUAGUUGUAACAACAACACUACAAUCAGAUACUAUCAUGGAUUUCCUUAAUGAGUUUUAUGCACAUCCAAUGUUACAGGAUUAUUUUGUGGUUUUGUUAUCACCAUGUGAAUUAGAUCCUACCAUGAAGAUGUUAUUACAAGUACCGUUAUGGGCUCAAAGAGUUAUCUAUGUUCAAGGUUCUGCUUUAAAAGAUGCUGAUUUAGCAAGAUGCAGGGCCCAGGAUGCAGAGGCAUGUUUCAUUCUAGCUGCCAGAAACUAUGCUGAUAAAACAGCUGCUGAUCAACAUACUAUAUUGCGAUCAUGGGCCAUUAAAGAUUUCUCACCAAAAUGUCCUCUGUAUGUUCAGAUUUUCCGACCAGAGAAUAAAUUUCAUGUAAAAUUUGCAGAUCAUGUGGUGUGUGAAGAUGAGUUUAAGUAUGCCUUACUAGCUAAUAACUGUUUAUGUCCUGGAACAUCUACACUAGUAACUUUAUUAUUACAUACGUCAAGAGGACAAGAAGGUCAAGCAUCAUCAGAAGAAUGGCAGAAAUUAUAUGGUCGUUGUUCUGGUAAUGAGAUAUAUCACAUUAGACUUGGUGAAAGUAAAUUCUUUGGAGAAUAUGCUGGCAAAAGUUUUACAUAUGCUUCAUUUCACGCUCAUAGAAAAUAUGGAGUAAGCCUUGUUGGAGUACAGAAAGAUGUUCUAGGAUCUACAAUACAGUUAAACCCAGGUCCACGUCACAUUAUGAGGAAUACAGAUCUGUGUUUUUAUAUGAAUCUAACCAAAGAAGAAAACUCGGCGUUUAUUUUAGCUCAUCCCAAUCAAGAGAACAACAAUAGUCAACCACGUUUGCCUCAGGGUACAGAACAAGCUUCUCGUGUUGCUAGUAUGAUAGCAAGUGUUGGAACAGUUGCCUUAGAGCUACAGCAUACCAGAAUGAUGGGAGGUGAUGGUGGUGUUGGCAGACAGGGAAGUAAACGAGCACAUCUUAAUUUGCCAAAAGGUUUAAAUAUACAGAGCUUACAGAAGAGACCAAGUAUAGCACCUGUUCCUGCUGUUCUUGAAUCUAAUGAUGUACAGAUUAAUGUUUUUCCAGAAUCUGAGUCUGAAAGUGAUGAUGAUGACAGUUCAACAGAGAGUGUAGAUAGUUCAAAUCCAGACUAUGUUCGAGGGUUUCCACCUGUAACUCCAUAUGUUGGUACGAGUCCCACACUUUGUCAUCUGUCUCGUGAAAAAAGAUAUUUAUGUUGUUUGGAACUAUGCCAGACAUGUAGUCAUUGUUCCUUUAUAAGUGCCAAAGAUUAUGAGUGGGAUAAUCGUAUUAUUAUAGUUGCUGCUGAUUAUGCUAGUAAUGGUUUAUAUAAUUUUAUAGUUCCAUUACGAUCUCAUGCUCGAGAAGCUAAUUCUCUUAAUCCUAUAGUUCUGCUGUUUGAACAGAGUCCUGAUUUGGGAUUUUUAGACACUAUUUGUUAUUUUCCUAUGAUAUACUGGAUGGUUGGUUCAAUAGAUUGUUUAUCUGAUUUAUUAAGAGCUGGUAUAAAUUUAGCUGACAAUGUGGUUGUGGUAAAUAAAGAAAGUUCUAAUUCUGUAGAAGAAGACACAUUAUCAGAUUGUAAUACUAUUGUUUCUGUACAAACUAUCUUCAGAUUAUUUCCUACAGCUAAUAUAAUUACAGAACUUACUCAGUCUUCAAACAUGCGUUUCAUGCAGUUCCGUGCCAAUGAUAUUGUAGCAUUAGCUAUUUCUAAACUAGAAAAGAAAGAGAGACAACGAGGAUCACAUAUUUACUAUAUGUUCCGACUUCCAUUUGCUGCUGGCAAUGUUUUUAGUGCUAGUAUGCUGGACACACUUCUUUAUCAGGCUUUUGUAAAAGAUUAUUUAAUAACAUUUGUAAGAUUAUUGCUGGGAAUAGAUCAAGCUGUAGGAUCAGGACAUCUUUCUUGUAUGAAAAUAACAAAAGAAGAUUUAUGGAUUCGUACAUAUGGUAGAUUAUAUCAAAAAUUAUGUUCUACAACUUGUGAGGUACCAAUUGGUAUUUAUAGAACACAAUUACAAUCUUGUCCAGAAUUAUCCUCGAAAAAAACUAACCAUAAGUUAACUACAGCCUCGUUACAUCUCGGUGAAUCAGAAGAUAUGUGUAAUGGUGUCAAUAAUUUAACACCAGAAAGACAAGAAAUAAUACAAAUGGUCAAAUGUAGAAUGCAAAGUCAAGGACUUCCAUUAGAAGAAUAUGAUGAAUCAAGUGAUAAAAGAACAUCAGUAUCAUAUGCUAUCAUCAAUCCAAAUUAUGACCUAAAAUUAGAACUAGGUGAUAUUGUGUACUUAAUCCGACCGAGUUCACUGUCACCACAGCCAUCACCUUUAAUGGAUGAGCGAAGAUUGUUGAAAGAACAAGAAACAAUAGAGGAAAAACGUAGCAAGUUUGCCACCAGCAUAUCAGAUCAUUCAUUACAUAACGGUAGAACACCGUCGGAACCUUCAGAAAGCCAAGAUAAUCUGAACAAAUCUACAGGUGGCAGCAGGAUACCAGUGAUCUAUUAUAACAGUGAUGAUGAAGAUAAUGAAAUCUGUGGAUUAAGUCCAGCACAGUUAGAUGUUUUACCCAGUAUACAAGUUGACCGUGGGACACCAGAUUUCACAGAAGAUAUCAAAUAUAUGGACGCUUCAACAGAUUCCUCCCCUACUGACCCCACAAUCCCUACUGUAUUUUCAUCACAGCCUGGUUCCUUUGCUUGAUAUUCUUAAAUGUCGAGGAUAUGGAUUGCAAUUUCUGUUUUUAAUGUGAUUGAAAGAUUGGGUGCUGAGCUCUCAAAGUUUUUCCGUUUCUGGCAUGAAAUUAGAUUCACAAUUUAUAUAAAUUUCCAUCUAGACAUGAAUUAAAAAUAACCCAUAAUUUUCUCCCUUUGAAACAUCUCCUGUUUUAAAAAUAAAUUUAGCUUUUCAGUAGUACACAUCUAUUUAGAAUAAUGGCACAGUGUAUCCUGAAUGUCGCUAAUGUACCUCAUGAUUUGAAAGAAACAAUGACUAGAUACUAUAAAAAUAAAUAAGUUGAAUGGUGAAACCUUGAUAUUAGCGACAUUAGUGACCUGUUUUAAAAUCAUGUGACAGGAGACAUAGCUCUGUGUGAUUAGCGCUUGCCAAAGAUGACGUAUAACCAGACUUAGAGGAUUAUUAUAGACUGAAUGAUCAAGACUAGUAACCAGUUAUAGUCACUAUUGUGUGGUACAGUUCGUCACAUGAUCCAAGGGCAAAAAGUUGACUUCCUUAAGAUGGUCGAAUUCCGCAGGAUCUUUUUUAGAAACAAACACAAUGUUCAAAAAAAAAUUUAUAUAUCAAACAAUCAAUGGUUUUGUGAAUUGAUUUAUACAGAAAGGUUGUGAAAAAUAUACUACAUAUAAUCCCUUAAGUUUGUAUAUACAUAAAAUUAGAUGAAAAACAAACACAAGAGUGUUAUUGUUCUACAAGUAUCUCUAACUGUUAACAGUGUAGUUUUCAGUGAUUUUCAUGAAUCCCCGAUUCACAUCAACACCCUGAUGACUGGUGACUUACAAAUGAAUCAUUUGUAGGUAUACAUCAGUGAUGGGAUUUUGCCCGUAUAUUCCGGACAUGUCCGACGCUAUUUUCCAAAUGUCCUAAAUUGUCCGACCAGGAAUAUGCGCAAUCGGACAUCAAGACAUGGUAAAUAAUAUUCAAAAUUCCAAAAUUAAUAUAGUAUACUGAGUGCAUAACUACCACUCAACCCGAUUAUCAUUGAUAAUAGGCUGGAUUGAUUAGGUAAUUAAGUGAUCAAGGUAUUUAUCGUUUUAUGCCGUCAAUACACCUACCUUGAUUAACUACUUAAUCUGCCUUGAUUGGCUGACUUAAUUCUUUGUCGGACAAUUCACAAUUCAAUCCUGAACAGAAGUCAUUGCUUCUCUUUGUCGAACUAUAUAUCAAUCCAAUAAACUUAAUCUAUGUGAUUAACCCGUGAUUUCUCCAUUGUCUCACGUUUUAAUCUCCUUGAUGUCGUCCGUAGACAUUGGUCAUAUAUGUCACAUAUCCUAAUAGUAUAUAACACCCCAAAUCAAUAUACAUUGCGUCAGAUAACUUGUCUGUGAUAUUUCUUCAGUGGAAGCCGAAGUUAAAUAAAGCUAUUUCACACACACUCAAAAUGAAAGUAGAAAUCUCGCGAGACACGUGGAAUUAAGAGGUGUAAACGUGCCGAAUGUAAUACGUUUGAUGUCGGCAGAAAAGAUUCUAUUUUGAUGGCAUAUUGUCGGAUUUAUGAUCAUAUUUUGAAUGGGGUUUAUGUUUUUAAAUAAAUAAAUAUGUUGACAAAUAUUUCGAUUGGAAUAACGUAAGUAGUUACAGUAAUUGUUCAUAGACGAUAGCGCGUGCUUAGAGUCGAAUGGGAUUAUUUAGCAGUUGGUGUCACUCGCUCGUUCUGUUACAGCGACGUUUACUACAGUUUACAGCCAAAUAAAUUUCGGGAUGUCAUUUUUUUUACCUUCCGUAUAUAAAUCGAAACGGAGCAUAAGACUAAUGCCGGACUUUGCUGAAAAAUGUAUCGACUUAUGACCCGAAAAAUACGGUAAUUUGGGGGGAAUUUGAAACCGGUACGGAUGGGCAGUAGUCGGCACGCUUUCAUUCUAUGGUAUUACGAUGUCAUGUAAUUUUUUAGGAAUAUUAUAGACAUAAAUUUGAAUACCAUACGGCAAUUAAAUAUAAAAAAUUACGAGGUGCAUCUAAUUUUUUUUUUAUUACGUAUGAAUUUGAAUAUUUUGUUGACACGUGAUUCUUAAUUGUGGUUUGAAAACGCCUGCUUAAAUAACGAUAAGAGUUAUGUCCCUUUAUUUUCGGGAAGAAAAUGUCCGACAACUAAAAUUUUGAAAUCCCAUCACUGGUAUACAUUUAUAGGAAUGUUCUAGUCAUUAUGACUUUUACUGUAUUAUAUACAUGUAAUGAAUUGAAUCUAAAACACAGUUGCAGAAAAAUAAUAAAUCACAAGCAUGAUACUGAUCACAUGUGUAUUGUACAAGAUGUAUUUUUUGUGAAAUGAAUUUCUUUUAAAUUUGUAUGAAAUUUGCUGUGAUUUUUAUAGCUGGUCCUAAUUGGCUUAUUUUAUCUGCUUAUUGGAAACAGUAAACCAAAAUAUUCAAAACAGUUGUUAUAUAUUGCUGAUUGGUGUGUCAAAACCAGUGUGUUUUUGGUCAUUUGACAUGAUUAUAGAAUGGUUUUCACAAGUUCGCCAAUACAUGUAAAUUAUAUCAUUAUUUUGUAUUUCUUACAAAUUCUAACAUAUUUUAUAAUUCAUAUUUCAAUGCAUUGUGAAUUUGUAAAUAUUUAUAAAUAUCCAUUAAAUUAUAUUACCUUGUUUGUAAAAAAUGUUUUCCUUUAUACAAUAAGCCUAUAUUCUAUAUACCGGCCAGUGUAACGAUGAAACGUUGGUCAAACUGAGCUAUUGACAUAAUUUAAAGAUGGAAUGUAAUGUAUAGGCUGAAUUGCUAAAUGGACAGAAACAUCUUUUUGGCCUGAAUUACAUGGGAAAGAUUCUGGGAUUUGAUCUUAAACUGUAGAAUUUUGUCAUACAGUAUUUGUCAUAAUUAUUUUUUUUUUACAAUAAAUAAAAUGGAAACAUAUAUGAAUUUGUUUUUUUAUUAUUAAUACAUAUAUUCUUUUUUGUAUUGUUCUAUUACUGCUACAUACAUCCUUUUUAUAUGCGCACAUUGAAAUGUGGUCGUAUAUUGUCAUCGCCCCCGUUCGUCCGUCUGUCUACAGGCUAAAGUUAAUAUCCAAUUGAUUUUAAAUUUAUACUCAAUGUUUAAGAUCAUGAGGCGAAGAAGCCUAUUAAUUUUCAAAGAUUUCCGAUCAUUACUGCCAGUGUUCUGGCCCUUGGUCACUCUAAAAAAUAUUGUGGACUCUCUGGGGGCUAAAAUUAUUAUCCAAUUGACUUUAAAUUUUCAACGAUUUUCGAUAAUCAUUGCCAGAGUUCUGGCCCUUACUCACUUUGAAAUAUCUUGUGGACGCUCUAGACGCUGAAGUUAACGUCCUUAACGUCCGAUUGACUUUAAAUUUAUAAGGUCAUGAGGUGAAAAAUCCUAUUGAUUUUCACUGAUUUCUGAUAAUUACUGCUAGAUUUAUUAGACUUGUUUAAACCUUGUGAACCCUCAAAGAAAAUUAUAAUCUGAUCUGUAUGAAAUUGUCUUGUAAAUGCCGCCCAUUACCUACAAAGGAAUAAAUAUUUGACAACUCUUGUGACCGCUCGGAUGAUUGGGCUGCUGUGGGCAUAUGUUCCGUUGCCUGGCAACCUAUCUGUGUAUAGUUCUAUUAAUGUUGUAUUGUUCUAUUAAUGAUACAUACAUUCUUUUUGUAUUGUCCUAUUAAUGAUACAUUAAUUCUUUUGUAUUCUAUUAAUGAUACUACUUUCUUUUUGUAUUGUUGACAGCCGGUCUGUCUCAUUAAAUCUUGGAAAUCAUCCUUCGAAAUUUAAGUCAUGUUUUGUAAGCAUUCUUGACAUUUGAUUCAUAAAUGUUCUUGAGUUUUCAUUUGAUGUUAGUUAAGUCUUUAUAUUACCAGUCACUUUAAAUCUUGCCAUGGCUUCAUAAAUCAUGGUUUAAAUUCCGAACCAUUUUGCACAUGCUUCUGAAUCAUAAUCUUGUUUGAGGAUUUCAAAUUAUGCUUAUAUAUUUAAAUAUUUUUGUAAGGUAUAAAAUCAUGCUUGAGAUUUGAAAUUGGUUCCUUUGUAUUUCUUGAUGUUUAUUGGAGAUUAUUUUUUGUUCUUUAAAAGUGCUUAUUACAAAUAUUUGAUAAUGUUUAUCGAUGUUUUGUUUUUUUGUUAUAGGGAUAUGUGCAAUAUUGUUUCAUAUUAAAUAAACAAUAAUCGUUAUUUUCUAUGAUAUUUAUUCGUUGUAAGGUAUGAAAUCAUACUUGAGAUUUGAAAUUUGUAGAUUAUUAUUUGUUCUUUAAAAGUGCUUAUUACGAAUAUUUGAUAAUGUUUAUCAAUGUCUUUUUUUUUUGUUAUAGGGAUAUGUGCAAUAUUGCUUCAUAUUAAAUAGAAAAUAUGUAAAAAUAUUAUUAAAUUUGACUUAAAAAUAAACAGAAGCCAAUUUUUUAUUUAUUUAUUUUAUUUUUGAAAUGACCUUUAAAGGUACAAUCUUCCAGACUAGCAUACUAAUUUAUCAUCCAAUAAUACAUUCUACAGUAGAUAUCGCUUGUGUGAUAAAUUUCAUAAUCUACUCAUAUACAGGAGAUAUUGCUUUACAUGAAUUUGAUUGGUCAGUUAAAAGGAACUUCUUUUUAUACGCCCACAUUGAAAUGUGGUCGUAUAUUGUCGUCACCCCCGUCCGUCGGUCCGUCCGUCCGUCCGUCCGUCAGUCCGUCUGGCGUCCACAAGCAAAAAAUCUUGUGGACGCUCUAGAGGCUAAAGUUAAUAUCCGAUUGACUUUAAAUUUAUACACAGUUUUUAAUGUCAUGAGGCGAAGAAGCCUGUUGAUUUUAAGUGAUUUCCGUUAAUUACUGCCAGAGUUAUGGCCCUUGAUCCCUUUGAAAAAUCUUGUGAACGCUCUAGAGGCUAAAGUUAAAAUCCGAUUGACUUUAAAUUUAUACACAGUGUGUAAGGUCAUGAGACGAAGAAGCCAAUUGAUUUUCAGCGAUUUUCGAUAAUUACUGCCAGAGUUAUGGUCCUUGAUCACUUUCAAAAAUCUUGUGGACGCUCUAGAAGCCAAAGUUAAUAUCCGAUUGACUUUAAAUUUAUACACAGUGUUUAAUGUCAUGGGACGAAGAAGCCUAUUGAUCUUCAGCGAUUUCUGAUAAGUACUGCCAGAGUAAUGGCCCUUGAUCACUUUGAAAAAUCUUGUGGUAACUCUAGAAGCUAAAAUUAAUAUCCGAUUGACUUUAAAUUUAUACACAGUGUUUAAGGUCAUGAGACAAAGAAGCCUAUUGAUUUUCAGCGAUUUUCGAUAAUUACUGCCAGUGUUAUGGCCCUUGUAAAUGCUGUAGAGGCUACAGUUAAUAUCCGAUUGACUUUAAAUUUCUACACAGUGUUUGAGGUUAUGGUCCUUGAUCACUUUGAGGUCAUGAGACGAAGAAUCAUAUUGAUUUUCAACCAUUUUCGAUAAUUACUGCCAGAGUUAUGGCCCUUGAUCACUUCAAAAAAUCUUGUAAAUGCUCUAGAGGCUACAGUUAAUAUCCGAUUGACUUUAAAUUUAUACACAGUGUUUGAGGUUAUGGUCCUUGAUCACUUUGAAAAAUCUUGUGACGCUCUAGAGGCUAAAGUUAUCAUCCAAUUGACUUCAGAUUGAUACACAGAGUUUAAGGUCUUGAGACGAACAAGUAUAUUGAUGUUAAGAGUUUCGUAUACUAAACAUUAGCAUGGGGCAGAACUUUAUAAAAACCAAACAAAUUCUAAUGGUUUUCUGAUAAUUACUUAAUUAGUUGUUACUCUUAAUCAGAUUUUAAUGUAUUAUAAAUGUUUAAUUACUGAAAAAAGUAAAAAUAUGCGACAACUCUUGUUGACUCCCUGGACGAUUUAGCUGCUGUGGGCGUAUGUUUCGUUGCCUGGCAACCUAUCUUUUAUUAUUUUAUUAAAAAUGAAUUAUUUAUAUUUAAUUGACCUUGGUGGAAACACUGGGUCAGUAUAAAGGACUUUGCAAUGGUUGAAUUGCUGUCAAAAAAAUGAUAUAUCACUACCCCGUAAUGUAAUCAGGUUCAGUAAAAGUGAAGUCUAUAACAAAGAAUUAUUUUUAUGCAUGUAAGAAAGGAUUGGGUGAUAAAUAAAAUCUCCUACUCGUCUUUUUUUUAUAUCAAAAAAUAUCAACACUCGUCGAUAAAGUAAAAAUAAACUCGGCAAAAAAAACCUUUUUAAUAUCAAAAAUGGCUGGUAGGAGAUUCUUUAUUUAGACUUUCAGCCUGUAAAAAUUAAAAAUUAGUCAUGUCAAAAAGUCAAAAAUUAUGUAACUUGAUAAGUCCUAACAUAAGUCAUGGCUGUCCAAAGCUUUUAUUACUUUCUAUUGAUUUCAUAAUAUCACCUUUUUCUGUUUUAUGUCAGUCAUGGUUUCUGUGCAUGUACAUCAAUAUGUCAAGAUGGCAUCUAAAAAAGAUUUGUUCAUGUAUGAUGUUGUUUUUAUAGUAUCAUUGUUGUAUCCUGUAGUCAUGCAUGGGCAUUCAUCAUCAAAAUGAACUUUAUAAAAGCAGAAAGUUUAUUGUAUUUUGAAUGAAGUUCUGUUUGCUUUUGCCUGAAAUGAAAUGGAAAAAGACCACUAUGUAUGUUCAUUAUCUACUUAUUUGCAUAUUCCGUCAUUUUUAUAUUGCCACAUUAAAUUAUCAGGUGUAUUGCCAUCCUAGUCCAUUGUCCAUCCACCCAUAUCUUGUGAAAGUCAUAGUGGCACAGCACAAUUGCUAUGGAUUGUUUAUUUUUUAUUUAUUUUUUUAAAAUUUGUUGAUUUUUGCAUACGAUAAUAAAGGCAAACUGAGUAUUAAUUCAUCAUUACUAGAUUUUAUAACAUUAAUAAUAUUUUUUUGUCAUUUAUUAAGUCUGAGAAUAUAUUAAAAUGGAUGCUUAUAUACUUUAUUAUCUAGAACACAUGACACUAUGCUUUACAAUUGAAACAGCUGUCACUUUGACACAUUCCAUUGGUAAUAUCUCUCCAAUGACCCCACAAAAAUAGGUCGAACUUUAUCAUUACAUUGCUCAGUAACCAGUAACCGUUCCAACUUCAUUACUUAAAGGCUCGGUCUACAAGAACAAAAAUAGUACCGAAUUUCAAAAGUUGCUAUUCUGUAAUGGAGCGAUUCAACGGACCUACCAUGGCCGCCCCCCCCCGCUUCGGUAGACUGGCUCUUCAAGUUAUGAAGCUAAAAUUUGUUCGAUCUAUGUGAAACAUGCUGGUGUUCAUUCAGAUAAUAUUCUUUGGAAUGGGUACCAAGCAAUUUAUUGUUAAAGUCCGACCAGUUUUUGGUCCACCCAAUACAUACUUUUACACUAAAUUCCCAUUUUGUAUUUAAUAUGGGAAUUAUAAUUUUGCAUUCCCUUAGUCUUUAGGAUGUAUGGGUAUUGUAUUGUAUUCAAUUACAGCCAAUUUUAUUAUAUAUUGGCCUUUCAAUAAUUUAUGGAUAUAUCAGACUUUUCUCAAAGAGAAUUUAGAAAUGGAAAUUCUGACAAAAUCCUUUUCACGUUACCGUAACACGUCUGGUUGUAUAUAAUGAUACGGAUAAAAUUUAUUUCUUGUGAUCUUUGAUGAAUGAUAUCAUGCUUUCCUUUUAGAGAUUUUAAUUGUUCCAUAUUUUCUUGGAAUCAAGUUUUAUUUUGAAAUAAACAGUUUAAAAUUACAA
Messenger RNA from Patella vulgata (common limpet), 11358 nucleotides. RefSeq names its product potassium channel subfamily T member 2. Gene Ontology annotation, molecular function: intracellular sodium-activated potassium channel activity. Lineage: Eukaryota; Metazoa; Mollusca; Gastropoda; Patellidae. The transcript is spliced from 30 exons. The coding region runs from base 85 to 3786 and encodes 1233 amino acids. Gene Ontology annotation, biological process: potassium ion transport. The record is from RefSeq and is a predicted model, not a curated record. Gene Ontology annotation, cellular component: membrane.